Closterium sp. Naga37s-1 is the source of this 8535-nucleotide messenger RNA. Lineage: Eukaryota; Viridiplantae; Streptophyta; Zygnematophyceae; Desmidiales; Closteriaceae. The record is from the annotation of a GenBank genome assembly.
AUGUCGUCAUUACAUUUGAGGAGCGAGUUUUUGACAUGGUCAUUGAAGACAUGUUUGCUCGGGAGCGUACACUUCAUCAAGCAGCACUGGUCAUCAACCUUGAAGUUAGAGAUACGCAUGAAGAAGCAGCAUCUGGAGCAGAAGCGGCUCUACGACUUUGUAGGAUGGCUGUCGUCUCCGUCGCCAUGGGCCGCUUCCGCUUCCCCGUGGCGCUCCCCGUCUCGCUGGCUUUCCCCUUCUCCGUGGAACUCCCCUUCUCCGUGGCCGUCCCCCUUGCGCCAUGCGCAGUUCGCGGUUCCCGCCACGCGGAAGACUCCGCCAAUCGGCGCGGAUUAUCAGGCGGAUAUUCCGGAACCGCUUUCUUCUCCCCACCGUCUGAUGCCAGCUGAAGAAAGCUUCUGGAAGAUCGCUCCGGAAGAUGGGGCUGUCGGUGAGCGCCAGCCGUCCCGCACAAUCCACCACCUCCCCCCUCGCGACCUCCUGCGCGUUCCGCCCGGCGCGUGCGCGGCGUGCGGGGCGGACAAGGCGGGGUCCGCGGACUGCGUGCGCGCGCACUGCCACGAGGCGGACGAGGAUCUGGAGGCGGAGCUGGGGCCCGCCGCGUAUCACGCGCUGGGGCUGGCGGAGAUGGGGGAGAAGGUGGCGGAGGGGUGGAGCCCCGAAGACAUAGAGCUUUUCCUGACUAUUGUCGAACUUUACCCGCAGAGCAAGGGUCUAGACUUCUGGGGACCCCUAAAACGCGCGUUUGCGUCUGCUGGAGGGGCGGAGGGGGAGGCUGGGGGGGAGGGCGCGGGGGAUCAGGGGGGGAUUCUAGCGGGGAUGGGGAUGUGCGCGGAUGGGCGGCGGAGGAGGCGCGUGCGGAGUGUGAAGGAGCUUGUUAGCUUCUAUUUCAAUGUGUUUGUGCUGAGGAGACGAGCCCUGCAGAAUAGGAUUCCGGGCAUGGAGGCCGAUUCAGAUGAUGAUGAGACGGAAUUGGUGGUGGAAGAGGAAGAGGAGGAGGAGGAGGAAGAGGAGGGGGAGGGGGAGGUUGGGAGAGUGCAUGGAAAGGGUUUGAUUCUGGGUCUGCAGGUCCAGGAGGGAGGAGGAGGGGAGGUGGGGGAAGGUGAGGGGGAUGAGGAGGAGGAUGAGGAGGAGGAGGAGGAGGAGGAUGAAGAGGAAGAAGAAGAGGAGGGGGAUGGAGAGGAGGAGAUGAGAGGGGGUUUUGUGGAAGAAGGGGGGGGAGUGGGGGAUGAGGAGGAGGAGGGAGAUGAUGAUGAGGAGGAAGAGGAGUGUGUGAGUGGGGAGGAAGAGGAGGGGGGAGAUGAUGACGAGGACAAGGAAGAGGUGGGGGGAGAUGAGGAGGGAGAGGGAGACGAGCAGGCGAUGCAGCAGUAUGAAGCGAUGCAAGGGAGGAACAUGCAAGGGAGGAAGAGGCGGCAUGUGCUCAUCACCAUGAAUGGAUCGGUACUUGCUCGCCCCGUUGCUGCUGGUGCUGGGGCAGGGGGGGCAGAGUGGGAGGACGGGGCAGCAAACCGGGCAGGAGACGGGGAAACAACGGUGGUGAGCGGCGAGACGCCUGUGGGAGAGGAGCGAGCAGCAGGAGGGGAGCAGGCGGAUAUGCAGCUGCAGGGUAGGUCGAGAGCAGAAGAGGUGGACGCACAGCAGAUGAACCGUGACUUGAAGACGAUUCCUGGUUCAAGUGGAGAUGGGAAUCGGUCCUCGGGUCUGUUCAAAGCACCAGCUGAUCGCCCACACAGGGUGAAGGUGAAGCGUGUGCAUGGGAAUACGUCAGCAUCACUCGUCGACACGUCAGCAGCAGCGCAGUUCCACUCGUUAAAUGAAGGUUCCAGGAAGCGUGCAAGAGAGGAAAUGGAUCUUCCAGCAGCAGCAGCAGCAGCAGCAGCAUCAGCAGGAGGAACAACAAGCGAAGAUGCUGAUGCUGCAGGAUUUAACACGUUUGACAACGCUGCUAAUCUUUCAGGCUGCUCCCCAGCCAACUCUCCUGCUCUUCCAACCACUGCUGCACUCUCAGACCCGUCCGCACUCACAUACGCAGCCGCACCUUCCCAGAAGCAGCACGUGUAUGCUCCGAGCUCCCCAGGUGGUCUCAUGCACUCAGGUGCUUCUGCAGCUGCUGAUUCCUGGAUUCUCACCCACAGUCCCAGUCCCGCACACAAACCCACCUCACCAGCAGGAGGAGGAGGAGUGAGUGGUGGGAGCAGCCUUUGCAACAGUUUCAGUGGGUGCGGCGGCAGCAGUGGGUUCGGUAGUGCCUCGUUUGGUUCGGUCGCUCCGGGCCUGUUCGGGGCAGCCCCGUACACCCUAGCAGCAGCGCCGUAUAGCUCACCUGCUCACCAUACAGCUCCUACACCUCAUGUGUUGUCGCCAGCUGUUGAUAUACUGGCAGUCGAUACAAAUGCUCAUGUUUCUGCUUCUGAUGUUGCCGCUUCAAAUGUUACAGCUCCGAGUGUUACAGCUUCGGGUUACAGCCUAGGGCAGGAGUUUCCCAGGGAAGGAGGCGCAGUGGGGAAUGAGGUGGAUGCUGGUGUGGGGGAGAGGCGAGGGAUUGAGAGGUUAGGGAGUGAGAGCAGCAGGCAGGUGGAUGAGUGGAUGGAUGUGGACUUGGGUACAGAUGCAGAGGCAGGACGAGAAGCGCAAACAGCAGGCGCUGCUGACGUGGCUGCUGACAGCGUGGCGAAUCUCUAUGCGUGUGAUGCGAGUAGGGGAGCGGAAAACCUCGGGAUUGUACCUGCUGCUGCAUCCCUAGGUGCAGGUGUAGGUGCAGGUGCUACUCCCAGCAGUGCUCGCAGCCCUGUAGCCAAGGCGGGGAAUCGCGCGCAGCUGGCGGCUGUGUUCCGCGCGUACGGGCGGCUGCGCGCGGCGCUGCAGCGGCGGAGAGGCGACGGCGGGGAACCGCCGGGAGCGGAUAAAGACAUCCAGGCAGCGUUCUUUGCGAUGCUUGACGCGGCUCAAGGCUGCAUCAGCGUGCGGAGGGUAGCAGCGGGCCUCAUCCCCCGCUAUGCGCGCUUCUGCCCCUCGGGAUUGCCGGACGCGGCACAGACGCUCAUGCAGCUCGCGGAUUGGUGCGUGGCGGAGCUGCUGCAGCGCCAGGGGGAAGCGGGGGAGGGGGAAGCGGAGGGGGGUAGAGGCGCGCAGGGGGAAGCAGGGGACGGGAGAGGCGCACAGGGGGAAGGGGCGGAGGGAAAGUCCGAGCAGGGGGAAAGGGGGGUGCAGGGGCAGCAGGGGGAGUCAGGGGCGCGUGAGAAAGCAGGUGGAGGGGAAGCAGGAGGAGGAGCAGCAAAGGAAGAAGAAGGGUCGGGUAUGGAACAAGGCCCUGGCGAUUCCACGACUGCCGCCUCUGCAGAGGCAUCAACAGAAUCAGCAGCAGCAGCAGCAGCAGCAGCAGCAGCAGCUGAGCGCCCUGUACCUGGUGGUACCAACAAAGCAGCAUGUCGCCGCAAUCUCGGCCCGCAGCCCGACGACACCAAGGUAAUCAUGGCGACGGUGCGGUCGGCGUUCCUCGGCCUGGCGUCCAUCCUGGCUGUAGCGGCGGCUGCAGCGUCUGCUACAGCCCCCUCCUCGCGCACGUCUGCUCCGGCGUACCUCUCCUCUGCUGUGUCUCGGGAUGUGGCCCGGUUUCUCCUGUCGCACCUGCAUCCGGAUUGCACUCUGCCCCUGCCUCCCUUUCAUGCUCCUGACUCAGCAGCAGCUGCGGCUGCUGCUGCCAUUGCUGGUGAUGUUGCUGGUGGUGGUGAUGCUGGUGCUGCUGCUGCCGGUGGCGAUUUCAACGCUCCUUCCUCUGUUACCGAUUUGAGUGGAAGGCCUUUAACAGGAGAUGGAGCGGUAUCAGCAGCAGCGUUGGCUGAGGGCAAACGGGGAAUUUCUCCUGACGGUGGCUCGUUGUACGAUGCAGAAAGGAACAGAACUGGAGGUAGCAGCACCGCAGUAGGGUUACCACCAGACUCAGGCUCGGAGGACGGAAGCCUGGAGCUGACCGCAGGUCCGGAGCUAGCCUCGGUUAAGCAGAUCGUGGCAGCGGCGGUGGUUCGGGCGAUGCAGUUACAGCCAGAGGCGAUGCUGGGAGCGGCGAUAGAGCAGGCAAGGACGGGGGGGUGUGGAGGGGUGGGGAGGGGUGGUGGUGAGAGGCAGAGGGGUAAGCAGGCGAUCUCGUUUCUUCUGCAGGUGACUGCUGCUCGGGAGGUGGUGGGAGGGGAGGGGGAGUGGGAGAGUAAAGAAGGCAGGAGGAAGGGUAAGAGGGCAAAGGUUAGUGAGAAAGAGAAGGAGAAAGAGAAGGAGGAGAAGGGAAAGGAAGAAGGGGGGGAUGAAGGGAUGGAGAUGAAGGAAGGGGACGAGAAAGACGAUGAGGGUAAGGGAGGAGAGGAGGGAGGAGAGAGAGGGGCAGCAGCAGCAACAGCAGCAGCAGCAGCAGCAUUAGCAGCGGGUGAAAGUGAGAAGGAGGCUCGUGAUGGUGAUGGUGACGAAGGCGAUGAGGUGAGUGGUCUGAGGAAGGAGAAGAUAGGAAAAGCAGAGGAGGAGGAGAAAGUGGAGGAAGAGGCAGAGGGGAGUGCAUCAAAGAUGGUUUUUAAGGAAGAGAAGGAAGACUUGAAGGAGGCUAGGGGGGGCAGUGAAGGGAGGGAGGACAGGGAGGGCAGGGAGGACAGGGAGGGCAGGGAAGAAAAGGAGGGGAGAGAGGAGUUCGGGCUACAAGGAGAGACGGGCAAGGAGGAGAGUGCCAGGAGCAAGAGGAAGAGAGCGCAGGAGGAGCAGUCAAGCAUGGCAUUCCACGCCUUGGAUGGACGUCCGGAGUCGCUUCGGUGGCUAGCUGCGGUGCUGCAGCAGGUUCGGCGGAGUGGCUCGGCAGCGAUAGACUCCCUUGGGGAUGCCUGGAACCCGCUCCAGACUCUGCUAGGUGCCCUCAGAGACGCAAGUGCUGCCUCUGCUGCUGCCGCUGCUGCUGCUGCUGCAGCGGCGGCGGCGGCAGCGUCGACGGCGGCUGCUACGGCAGUGGGUUCCGCUGGUGCUGGUUCUGCUGGUAGUGGUGGUGUUAAGGCUGGUGGUGGGGACAGGGGCGAGGGAGAGAGGGACGAGCGGGGAGGAGUGGGGAAGGAGGCGCAGCAGAGGGAAUUAGAGAGGGGUGGGGCGGCAGGAGGAGCAGGAGCUGCUGCCGCUGCUGCUGUUGGUUCAGGUGUUGCGUCAGGUGCUGGCUCAGGUGUAUCUGGGUGGUCGUGGGACGGGGAGGUGUUUACUGUGACGCGGUUCCUGGAGCUCACCUUCUGUUCCGAGGCAGGGGCGCCUGUCCCGGUGGAGGGCGUAUCUGGGGAAGGCCACAGGACGGUUCUGCGCUCCCUCUUUGAGAAAUUCGGGCCCGUGGAUGAGGUGGUGGUGGUGGCGGGCGGCGGGGUAGGUGGGACUGGGGUAGGUGCACCUGGGAGUGGUUUCGGAGGGGGUGUUGGUGGAGGGGAGGAGCGGGAUGGGCUGGGAGGAGGGGGAGGGGGAGGGGGAGGGGGAGGGGGAGGGGGAGGGGGAGGAGGGAGAGGAAGGGGAGGAGGGGGCGGGGGAAGGGAGCAUGGCACGCCAGUGCAUGUGGUGGUAACGAUGGUGACUGUACGUGAGGCGGUGAGGGCAAGGGAGGGGCUGAAUGGGGUGGUGCUGUGGGGGAGAAGGCUGCACGUGCGCUUUGGGGAUGGCCCGGGGGGAGGGUUACCUGGGGGAGGUUUACCUGGUGGGGGUAUACCUGGGGGGGGGUUACCUGGUGGGGGAGGUUUGAUGUUGGCACGAGAGAGAGGAGGAGGAGAGGUAGGGAUGGAUGGGAGGGAUCGGGAUCGAGAUAGCCUGCGGGAGCUAGGGUAUAGAGAGGGAGGCAUGAGGCAAACUGGGUUUUCUCCCAGUCUCACUGGCUCGCCUCUCGGUCUGGUUACCAGUAACCGGAGGGCUUUGGGGUUACCUAUAGGUGCAGCUGCGGCUGCUGCUGCCGCUGCUGCUGCAGCUGGCAGGGGCUUAGGGUUAGGGUUUCUGGGGGCGCAUUUGCAGGGGUUUGGAGGGGUGGGUGGGGGGAUGGGGGGAGACAGAGGGGUGGAGAUGGGUCGAGCGGGUACGCCUCCUCUUCCUCUGCCGCCUACUGCUGCUGCGGCUGCUAGUGGGGGUUCUGAAGUGCCACCGCCCGCUUCUCGGUUGCAUGUGUGGGUGGGCGGCGUGAACAGUGCGAGCGCCAAGGAGAGCCUGCUGCAGCGGCUGGCAUCUGCCGGAGUCCCGCCGCCCGCCCACGUGUCGGUCCUAGUCAGCGCCAGCGCACUGCUCCUGGAAUUCAGGAGGCAGGAGGAUGCUAACAUGGCGCUGAUGUUCUUAAAACGAGGGGUGGUGCCGGUGCCAGCAGCAGCGGCAGGAGGAGCAGCAGGAGGAGCAGCAGGAGGAGCAGCAGGAGGGGCAGCAGGGGGAGGAGAGGGAGAUGGUGCAGGGGAGAGUGGUUAUGUCCGUGGUGCCACUCCUGCUGGUUCUGCUUCUGCUGAUGGUGGUGGAGAUAGUGGAUUGGCAGGAGGAUUCAGAAGAGGGGGAAGUAGAGAGAGGGGUUACUCUGUAACCAAGGCUCCUCCUCUGUCUGCGGCAGCAGCAGCAGGGUCACCAUCACCAUCGCCAUCACCAGCAGCAGCGGCUGCUGCCGGCCCUGGUGGUGGCUUUGGAGGGUUCUCCAGCCCUCACGCUCAUUCUUCCGCUGCUGCUGCGGCAGCAGCGGCGGCGUCUGCUGCUGCGGCUGCAGCUCUUUCCCCUGUUAUCCGCGGCUCAGGAUCUGCCAUUCCCUCUGCAACAGCCAGCACCACACCAUCAGCAGCAACAGCUGCACGAGCAGCAGCGGCAGCAGCAACAGCAGGCACGCCAGCAGCACUGGCAGCACCAGGAGCAGCAGGGGUGGGGGGAGGGUUUACCCCUACCCACACAACAACCCAGCAGGCUCUAGCAGCGGCUGUAGCGGCAGCAGCAGCCAACACCCCCGGUGCGCAGGCUGUAGCGGCGGCAGCAGCAGCCGCGUCAGGGAUGACGUCAGCGCUGGUGGUGGGCGGCCCGUCUGCCGCCCGGCACCUGUGGGUGGGGAAGAUCGAUCCGACGGUCCCCGAGCACGAGAUCCUGUCGGCGUUUGCGCAGUACGGCGAGAUCGCCAGCUGGCGUUUUGUGAAGCCGCCAGGUCAGCAAGAGGGAGGAGCGGGAGCGGGCGGAUCUGGCGCAGGGCCAGCUGGAGCAGCAGCAGCUGCUGCUGCUGCUGGCAGUAGUUUCAGUGGUGGGGAGAGUGAAGGGGGAGGGAGCACGGGAGCAGGAGGGGCGGCAGACGGAGUGAAGGGUCAGUCAGGAGGUGCUUCGCUCGUGUCGGCGUUUAUUGAUUUCCGGUCGGCAGAGUCGGCUAUUCUGGCUCGGUCGCGGCUCAACGGGGCUCGAUACGGCUGUGCUAACAUCCAGGUGGAGUUCAAGCAUGCAGCAUCACGAGCUGCACCCUCCCCCCAACACGCCUCUCUCUCCCACCUGCACGCCCUCUCCCCCGCAGCUCGCCUCAUGCCCCUCGCCUUCCUCCCCAUCCCAGGCCUCCCCUCCCGCCUCCCCUUCACCCCCACUGCUGCCCACACUCUCGCCGCCCAGUCUGCCGCCGCCCACACCCUUGCCGCCCAGUCCGCUGCCAGCCUCAGGUUCCUCCGAAGCAUGGGCGCAGGCUUGGGCGGAGGCUUGGGCGCAGGCUCGGUGCCGGGCCUGGGUGCCGGUGGGAUAGGUUCGGGAGGCGGGCUGGCGGGGAUGGGUGAGGGUGGGGUGAGAGAGAGGGACCACGAUGGGGGGGCUGCAGGGGCAGCAGGUGUGGCAGGAGCAGCAGCAGGUGCGGGCACAGGUUUGGCAGCAGGCUCGGCAGGAAUAGGAGGAGCUGGGGCUGGAUCAGGAGGAGCGGGAGGAGCAGGAGUAGGAUCGGGAGCAGGAGCAGGAGUGGUGUACGGAACAGGAGGGAAGGAGCGGGUACCAACUAGCACUCUCUGGAUGGGCAUAUCGGAGCAGGCAAUCUCAACCCACUCCGCCGCCAGUGCAGCAGCAGCCAUGGCUGCGUUCAGCCUGUCUGAAUCCGAGUUACAGGGGAUUUUCACGGCUGCUGCGGCAGGCAGGGGGUAUGUGACGCGCGUGCGGAGUGCGAGAUCCAUGAGGGGCCCGUGCCGGUUCAUCGAGUUUGACCGAGUCGAGGCGGCUGCUACUGCGCUGAGGAACAUUGUGGCUUCGGAGCGAUUUGACUCCGCAGUCCAAUUCAUCGAGUUUGACCGAGUGGAGGCGGCUGCUACUGCGCUCAGGAACAUUGUGGCUUCGGAGCAAUUCGACUCCGCCGUGCAAGUGCAGUUCAGGAAAACCAAAAAGUGGUUAGGAAACGGAGGAGUAGAGGCGGGGCGAGCAGGGAGGAGUAGAGGCGGGGCGAGCAGGGAGCGAACAGCGGGGCGAACAGCGGGGCGAGCAGCGGGGCGAGCAGGGAGCGAACAGCGGGGCGAGCAGGGGGGCGAGCAGGGGGGCGAGCAGGAGGGCAACCAGGAGGGUGAACAUUGA